Molecule: messenger RNA, 3317 nt
Organism: Centropristis striata (black sea bass)
Lineage: Eukaryota; Metazoa; Chordata; Actinopteri; Perciformes; Serranidae
Gene: tmc4
Product: transmembrane channel-like 4
Exons: 16
Coding region: 476-2560 (694 amino acids)
Cellular component (GO): plasma membrane
Molecular function (GO): mechanosensitive monoatomic ion channel activity
Source: RefSeq, a predicted model, not a curated record
UUUUUUCAGUUGUCAGACUGGGAAAUAAUUAACUCUCCUCAUUUGUGAACGCAAACACACCUGCUUAGUUACCUCACAACAGUGUUUCAGUGCUUCUUUGAGCUAAGGGAAGCAGCAUCUCUUUGAUAAAAACAAGACUCCUAAACAGCUCAAAUCAUAUCAUGUUUAACUUGUUUUCUCGCUGUACACUUCUUUUCUUCGAGCAGGUUAUUUCACUAAUCUAAAUGGUGAAUGAAUAGUAAUCUCUUUGGAAAUAAUGGGUUAAAUCAUACAAGGAAGUACCUGUGUGGUCAUUACAGAGGGAGUAAAGUCCGUGAGAGAAGACAACAGGGAAGUGUUCCUGGAUAGGGAGUAUUCCCUCAUGACGAGCUGCUUCGCUGUUUGUUUUACUCUGGAUUUCUUGCUGGUAAAGUAGACUUUUAGAUGUUACAGAGGAAAGUCUUUAAAGCUGGUUGUGUUAAACUGCAUCAGAGAAAUGGCCAGUGAACAACUGAGACAAGGAUCAGGAGACGAGUAUGACUAUAUUGAAGAAAUUAGCUACCCUGGUGACCAGCGGUCACUAAGGUUACGACGGGCUUCAUCUCGAGUGUCCAAUCAGAAUCACCCUCAGUUCGACUGGAGCUCAACUCCUGCAGAGGAGGAUGAAGAGGGCAACAGCAAACCGCCACGGGACCUCAGGGGCAUUCCUAUGCCCAUGGCACUGAAAAGAGCUGUGAGGCAGGUGCAGCAGAUGCAGGUGCCUGUGGUUUCCAGCAGGGAGUCCUGGAAACGGAAAAGGGCCAAAUCACUGCUCAAACUCAAAAAUGGCGCCAGAGCAACUCUCAACUUUUUCGCACUGUGGAGCAAGACUUUGCAAAAGAUCGGAGGGAACUUUGGAGGUGGUGUCCAGUCUUACUUCCUGUUCCUACGAUUCUUGGUGCUGCUCAAUUUUUUCUCCUUUUUACUGAUCGCUGGAUUUGUCCUCGUCCCCAGCAUUGUCUUCAGAUCUGUCGGGGCCAGCCUUGUCAACAGCACUGGUCCAGAGGUAUGCAUGGAAUAUGAGCCUAAUCCUGAAGGCCUGGUGGUGUUCUAUAAUUACUUCCUUGACUUACUUUCAGGAACGGGUUUCAUGGAGUAUUCAUACCUGUUUUAUGGCUACUACAACAACACAAUGGUGACGGACAGUAACUUCUCCUACAACAUUCCCCUGGCCUACGUCUUCACUGCCGUCUUCUACUUUGCUUUUUGUUUCAUUUGUAUCAUUGCACGCAUGGGGACUGCAGCGCGGGUUGCUGUGGCAACGGGAGGCAGCGCUGUGGGCAACUACAGCAUGAUUGUGUUCACCAGCUGGGACUACGGCUGCCCGGGAGAGCGAGCUACCAAACUGAAGCAGAAGAACAUCCACUACCAGCUGCAGGUGGAUCUGGAGGAGGAGAGUAUCAAGAAAAGGGCAGCCAGUUUGACAAUGUGUCAAAAAAUUGUUUUAUACUCUCUACGUGUGUUUAUGGGUUUUUUUUCCUUCGGGCUCAUUAUAGCAGCUUUCUAUGGCAUCUUCGAGGCCACCAACUACAGCCAGGACAGGAGCGGGCAGGACGGGAUCAUGGGUUUGAUUUUUGAGUAUCUGCCUUCCAUCGUCAUCACCGCCGGAAACUUUGUGGUGCCGCUGCUGUGUGACCAGAUCGCCCUGGUAGAGCGAUACUCCCCCAGCACCACUGUCAUAGUGGCACUGUUAAGGGCAGUGUUCCUUCGUCUGGUGAGUCUGGGCGUUCUCCUCUUCACCCUGUGGAGUCAGAUCACCUGUGAUGGCAAAACAGAUAGUGGAGACUGUGAACCGUGCCAUUACAACCAUAAAUUCUACCCGUGCUGGGAAACACGUAUUGGACAGGAGAUGUACAAGCUGACGCUGUUCGACCUCCUCAUCAACAUCGCUGUGCUCGUCCUGGUCGAGUUUCCACGCAGGAUUGUGGUGGACAACUGGUCCAAUAAGCUGGCUCAGUGGGUGGGCCGGCAGGAGUUUGUGGUUCCUGCCAACGUUCUUGGUCUGGUUUAUGGUCAGACCGUGGUCUGGACAGGAGCUCUUUUUUGCCCUCUGCUGCCUGUCAUCAACACCCUCAAGUUCAUCCUCCUCUUCUACUUCAGGAAGAUCACACUCUUCAAUAACUGUCGGCCAGCACUGAAGACGUUUCGCUCCACCACCUCCACCUUCUUUUUUCUGGCGGUACUCCUGUUUGGCUGGAUCCUCGCUUUAGUCGUCAUGAUUUACAGUCUGGCUGAGAUCCGGCCUUCUAUGGGUUGUGGCCCUUUCCGUUUCUUCCCCACCAUGUGGUCGAUUGUUCCAACAUCUUUCUACAACCUCUCCGAAGUGACACAGGAGUUUCUCUUCUUCAUUGGUUCCCAGGCAUUCUCCAUCCCUCUGUUUGCAUUGUUAUUUGUGGUGAUGUGGUAUUUCAUAGCCUUGGCCUCCGUCUAUGGGAAAAGUGUUGCCCUGCUAAGAGCUCAGAUUAAACUGGAGGGCCGUGACAAGCAGUUCUUGUUGAAGCAGAUUGAGCAGCUGAGUCGACAGCAACAGAUAGCCUACUAAAACAAUGGGACCAUUUUUAGGUUUUACGGCCUUAUAAAUGUUAAAACAACAUAAUGAGGCAUCUGAAAAGACUGAAUGGAUCCUAUAAUUUAUAAAGUCAGUGUCAAAUAAGGCUAGCCGGGGUUUAAUUUAUUGAACUAAAGAUGUUAUGGUUCUUGGCAGGUCAAACAGAGAUAUUUUGAAUAAAGGGAAAUGAACCUGUUCAUUCUUAACCUACCAAAGCUAGCAGUAUAUCAGAAUCUGUUUUUUUUUUUGCCAAGCAAGUGAUUUGCUUUGGUGUUUUGGUGGAUAACAAUAAGCACUUAAUACAAAAGUCAAGCAGCAUCCAUAUAGAAUUAAAAGAUUUACAUUAAAGUAUAGAAAAUACUAUGAAAAUGUGUUCAAUAUAUGUAUUAAAUCAGAAGCUGGUUUAUUGCCAAGUACGUUUUUAUAUACAAGGAGUAUAUACAGUGAAAGAACUGCACAGUUUUGUGCAGAAAUGUGCAAAUAAUUAUCAAAGGAAUAUAAUAUAUAAAGUUUUGAGAAUGCAAUGUAAAAGAUGAUAAUAAUCAGGAAGAUGUCUAAAACUGUAAGAUACUGUAUGUGUUAAUGUAAGGCAUUGUUGACAGAUGUGGAGAUAAAGCUAUUAUAUAUGUAGAAAGUCCAAGAGUGGAAAGAGUGUCUUUAUAAAUGCAGUUUUACUCUACUUCAGUUUAUAAAAAUAAACCCUAAAUAAACAAGUAUUUUUCCUUUUGGACAAUAAAAUGUAAGGACUUGU